AUGUAUUUAGUCACUCUAUCCAACUUGCCUAUGUAUGAUUACUCUGGCUAUGGACAAUCAACUGGAAAGCCCACUGAAUGCAAUACAUAUGCAGACAUUGAUGCAGCGUAUAAAUGCCUCAAGGAGAAAUAUGGUGUUAAAGAUGAACAAUUAAUAUUAUAUGGUCAAUCUGUUGGGAGUGGUCCAACCAUUGACCUUGCUUCUCGUGUACCAAACUUGAGAGGUGUGGUUCUACAUAGUCCAAUCCUUUCUGGUCUGAGAGUAUUAUACCCUGUCAAAAGGACUUAUUGGUUUGACAUUUAUAAGAAUAUAGACAAGAUUGGUAUGGUGAACUGUCCGGUUCUUGUAAUUCAUAACUUUUCAGCUCAGUCAUGUUCAGAUAUGCAGCAUGGUACAGCAGAUGAAGUAGUUCAUUACUCACACGGAAAGCAGCUUUGGGAGCUGUGCAAGGAAAAGUAUGAACCCUUAUGGCUGAGCGGGGGUGGACAUUGCAAUCUUGAGCUCUAUCCUGAGUUCAUUAAACACCUGAAGAAAUUUGUACUUGCACUUGGUAAAUCAAAAUCGGCCUCAACUGGUUCCAAGCAAGCAACAAAAGACUCCGUCAAUCAGAGCAAGCAAUCUGAAAAUGGGAAGUCUGAAGCAUUUGAAUUACGCCCUGAACUUCCAGAAGUUUCUAGAAACAGUUUAGAUAGUCGAUUAGACAAGUCCAAGAAGACAGAGAAGAACAAGCCCGAAAAAUCUCGGAUGAGCACUGACCGUGUUGACUGGUUUAGAAGGAGAAAGGGCUUAGUCUGGUGA
Messenger RNA from Thlaspi arvense, 798 nucleotides. Lineage: Eukaryota; Viridiplantae; Streptophyta; Magnoliopsida; Brassicales; Brassicaceae. The record is from the annotation of a GenBank genome assembly.